ACGUCACUUCCGCCGGCUUCGCGGAAGUGGAGCGGCUUCCGGCAGUGCCCAUUUCCCGGGAAUGGCCCGGGAUUCCCUGGGAACGGCCCGGGAUUCCCUGGGGACGGCCGGGGAUUCCCUGGGAAUGCUCGGCCGUUCCCUGAGGAUGCUCCGCGCGCUGCUCGUGGCCACGCUGGCGGCGGGGCCGUGCGUGGGGAAUUCCGUGGAGAGGAAGAUUUACAUCCCCCUGAACCACACGGCGCCCUGCGUGCGCCUGCUCAACGCCACGCACCAGAUCGGCUGCCAGUCGUCGCUCAGCGGGGACACGGGCGUGAUCCACGUGGUGGAAAAGGAGGAAGAUCUGGAAUGGGCCCUUUCCAAAGGGCCCCACCCGCCCUACAUGAUCCUGCUAAACGGGAAUCUCUUCUCCAGGGAGAUUUUGAUGCGGCUGAAGGGAAAUUCCCGGAUCUCCGGCCUGGCCGUGGCUGCUGCCGCCCCUUCUGGAGGAUUUUCCCCAGGAUUGAAGUGUCCUAACGAUGGAUUUGGGCUGUACUCAGAGGAGCACGGGCCGGAGUUUGCUCACUGCAAUGGCUCUGUCUGGAACCCCCUGGGCUCGGGGGUCUCCUACGAGGAUUUCCCCUUCCCCAUUUUCCUGCUGCAGGACGCCAACGAGACCGAAACCAUCAAAGAGUGUUUCCGUGCCCACAACGUGCCGGCGGUUCCGGGCGCGGCGCCGCAGUUCCCGCUCUGUGCCAUGCAGCUGCAGUCCCACAUGCACGCGGCCGCCAGCACCGUCACCUGCAUGCGGCGCAGCUCGCUGCAGAGCACCUUCAGCAUCAACCCAGAGAUCGUGUGUGACCCCCUGCUGGAUUACAACGUCUGGAGUUCCCUGCAGCCCAUCAACGCCUCGGGGAAGGUGGAGCCCGAGAAGCGCCUGAUCCUGGCGGCCACGCGGGUGGACAGCCACUCGUUUUUCUGGAACGUGGCCCCGGGUGCCGAGGCCGCCGUCGGCUCCUUCGUGUCCCUGCUGGCGGCCGCGCAGGCGCUGCAGGCGGCCCCGGGGGCGCUGGGGCUGCCCCAGAACGUCCUGUUCGUCUUCUUCCAGGGGGAAACCUUCGAUUACAUCGGCAGCUCCCGGCUGGUGUUCGACAUGGAGCAGGAGAAAUUCCCGCUGCGCCUGGAGAACAUCGGAGCCUUCCUGGAGCUGGGCCAGGUUUCUCUCCGGAACGACUCUGUGCUCUGGAUGCACACGGAUCCCAUUUCCCGCCGGAACCAAUCCGUGGACUCCCAGGUCCGGGAUCUCCUGGACGUUUUGAACCGCUCCAGCCCCGGCUCCGGAGUUUCCCUGGCGGAUCCGGGCGUGUCCCAGCCCCUCCCCCCAUCGUCAUUCCAGAGGUUCCUGAGGGCCCGGAGCAUCCCGGGGGUGGUGCUGAGCGACCACCGCGGGCAAUUCCACAACAGGUAUUUCCAGAGCAUCUACGACACGGCCGAGAACAUUGGGAUGCAUUAUCCCGAGGGAUUGACGCCCGAGGAGCAGCUGGAGUUCGUCACCGAGACAGCCGAGGCGCUGGCCCAGGUGGGCACGCUGCUGGCCCGGGCUCUGUUCUCCCUGGCUGGAGGGACCGACCCCACCGAGAGCAUCCGGGCGGAUCCAAAAACGGUCACCCGGCUGCUCUACGGAUUCCUGCUCAACUCCAACAAUUCCUGGUUCCAGUCCCUCAUCAAACCCGACCAGAAGGGAAUCCUGGGCCCGUUUCCCCAGCACUACGUGGCCGUGGCCAGCCCCACCAACACCACGCAACUGCUCCAGGCCGUGCUGGGAAACCUGACCGGGAUCCGGCUGAACCUGAGCCGGGAGGAGUGCCAGGAUCCCGGGAAAAACCCGGCACUGCAGAGCGAGCUGUACGAGUACUGGUGGGUCCAGGGCCCCCUGGACGGGAAUUCCACAUCCCGAAUUCCCGGCUGUGUCCGCUCCGGUGUCCGCCUGUCCCCCGCGCUGUCCCCGGCCUUCGAGCUGCGCCGCUGGGAUUCCCGGGAAUUCUCCACCUGGACCGAGAGCCGCUGGAAGGACAUCAGGGCACGGAUCUUCCUGGUGGCCAGCAGGGAGCUGGAGCUGCUGACGCUGUCCCUGGGUGUCCUGGUGCUGCUCCUCUCCCUGCUCUGCACUUUCCUCAUCAACUCCAAGGCCUCGCUGCUCUUCGGGCUCCCGGCCCAGCCCGGCCCCUCCGGAUACUGAAAAUCGGGAAAACCUCCUGGGAUGGGGCUGGGAAAGCUGGGAAUCCUCCCCAGGAUCCUGGAAAACCUCCUGGGAUGGGG
Messenger RNA from Catharus ustulatus (Swainson's thrush), 2295 nucleotides. It is a transcript of the gene NCSTN, whose product is annotated as nicastrin. Gene Ontology annotation, biological process: protein processing; Notch receptor processing. Bases 62 to 2215 code for a protein of 717 amino acids. The record is from RefSeq and is a predicted model, not a curated record. Lineage: Eukaryota; Metazoa; Chordata; Aves; Passeriformes; Turdidae. The transcript has 17 exons. Gene Ontology annotation, cellular component: membrane.